Messenger RNA from Arctia plantaginis, 1989 nucleotides. Lineage: Eukaryota; Metazoa; Arthropoda; Insecta; Lepidoptera; Erebidae. The record is from the annotation of a GenBank genome assembly.
AUGCCUAAGCGUCAUAGUGACCGCGACGAAGAAGAGAUAAAAAGAAAAAUACGAAAGUGGGAGAAAAAACUUGAAAGACGUCGUCGUUCAAAAUCCCCACAAAGAUCCACAACGCCUAAUAUCGAUUUAGUUGAGGAAAGUGAUCUACUGGUAGAAAAUAAUGAUCUCCCAAAAGAAUCAGGUGAGGAUGACACAAUAGAGUUAGACGAGAAUAUAUUGUCAGCAUUGGGACAAACCACAAGUGCGGAUAGAGAAUAUGGAGAAAAUAUACACCCGGAAAUUUUAAAAAGGAUUGAAAAUAUAUUAAAGGCUGGCAUAAAAAAGGAUGUUAAAGAAGAAUUAUUAAGAAAAAUUCUAAUACCCAACAAUAUAAAAUUACUAGAUGCACCAAAGCUGAAUAUAGAACUCCAGGGCCUGCUCUCUGAUACAGUUAAAGGAAGGGACAAAAGAGUAGAAGAUCGUCAGCAACGGCUGGGGAUAGCCAUAUCAGGUGUCUUAAACGUGAUGAACACAAUUUUAAAGGACAAUUUUAACAAAAUAAAUAUGAUCACUACACUCAGUGACUCAGUGAGGUUGCUGAGUGACUUACAUUUUGAAGAUACUAUCACACGCAGAAAAUUAAUAUCCCCAAACCUAGAUAAAAAUAUAUCUAAAGCGAUUGAAAGCACAGCUAGAGACAGUUUCCUUUUCGGUGAAAAGUUUAAUGAAACAGUCAAAUCGGCAAAUGCCAUAAGAAAGUCUGCCACUUCAAUACUGAAACCAAUAAAUACCAAUGUGUCCAAGAGCUCCCAACCCAACCGCUCACAGCCCAACACUAAAAAGCAGGGAAACUUCCGGGGCCCUCCUCGCCAAAAUCAGUACAGACAGGGAGGGGGGGGGCAAGUACCAACAGAGGAGCUCGGUGAGGCCUCAACAACGGCAACAAGCCAACAAGCCAUAUGCUGUUCAGAAAUCGGUGCGGCAAACUUAAAGGACGCCGCAUCCCCUUCACAAAAGCCUUUCCCUGGGAGCCUGCAUACUAUCAGGGAGGCAUUAAGAAACAAACUCCUACCAGAGGAGACCAUUGAAGUUAUGAUAUCAUCCUUAUCUCAUAAUACGGUUAAACAAUAUACAGUAGCCUUAAGAAAAUGGUGGCUUUAUUGCCAGGGUAAAGACAUAUAUGAACUAUCAGUACCUAAGGUCUUAGCAUUUCUAACACAAAUUUAUGAAAGUGGAGCUUCAUAUACCACUUUGAAUACUUAUCGUUCUGCACUCUCUUUGAUAAUUGAUUCCAGUUUGGGUACAGAUAACCUCAUUAAAAGAUUUUUUAAAGGUGUCUUUCGUCUCAAGCCUUGUAGACCAAAGUAUAAUGAUACAUGGGAUCCUUCAAUUGUUUUAAAUUAUAUUGAAAACUGGUUUCCCAAUGAAACUUUAGGAUUAGAAAAAUUAACCAAAAAAUUAGUUAUACUGCUAGCCCUAACUAGUGCACAAAGAAUACAAACAUUAGCUGCAAUCGCAUUAAGUAAUAUAGAAUUUACUGACUCAGGAGUUAAUAUAAAAAUAACUAGCUUAUUGAAAACUUCAGUGCCAUCCAAGGUUCAGACCAUUAUUGUACUCCCAUUUUUUCAGUCCAAACCAGAGAUCUGUCCAAUAGUUACAUUAAAGUCCUACAUUAAUCAAACUAAAAUGUUAAGAAAUUCUAAUAAUACCGAAAAGUUGCUUCUGUGCUGCAAAAAACCUCAUGGGAGUGCUAGUAACCAAACAAUUAGUAGGUGGAUAAGACAAAUCAUGUCAGAUAGUGGUGUGGAUGUUAAAAUAUUCACACCUCAUUCUACGCGACAUGCCUCUACUUCCUUAGCCCGUCGAGCAGGUGUUACAUUAGAUACUAUUUUUAAAACCGCAGGUUGGUCUGAAGGUUCUAAAGUGUUUGCAAAGCACUAUAAUAGGCCUUUAACUAGUCAAUCAAAUGAUAAUUAUGCAUUUGCGAGGGCUGUGUGUAAUACGGAUUAA